AUGGAGCACGUGAAGAAGAAUCAGAAGUCGAAUUCUCACAACACGCAACCAGUUCGAGUAAUUAAUGCAAUUCACGGUCGGCCAGAACCUGCCGAGGAAUCAGAUGAACUGCUUCGAACACGCCUUCGCCAAGCACGGAUGAAGAGAAGGAUAGGCAGUGUAAACACUCUGCACCAACAGAGCGCAUCAACGCAGAUAAAGUUUGACGCAACAGACUUGUUGCGUGUUCAGAUCCCUCAUGAGGACCCGCUGGUCGUAAGUUUGACAGUGGCCAAAUGCUUGGUGCGCAGAGUUCUAAUUGACCCUGGAAGUAGUGCGAACAUCAUGCCAAGAGACACAUUCGAUCGGCUCGAGAUCAAACAGGAUUGGCUGAAAUCCACCGGGAAUCCACUAUUAGGGUUUGAUGGAAAGCGAGUGGAGCCCGUCGGCACGGUGGAGGUAGCGGUACAUGCUGCCGAGAGGGUUUUAAUGGAAACCUUUGUAGUUGUUGAAAUUCAUCCCUCUUACAAUCUUCUGAUGGGCAGAGGGUGGAUCCACAGAGUUCAAGGUGUUCCUUCCACUCUGCAUCAGGUAAUGAGAUGCCUGGGACCGGACGAAACCAAAGUGAUUGACAUUCAUGGAGACCAAGUUGCAGCUAAAGAAUGUUACUCUGUAACGCUGAAACAUACCGGAAGGGGGAAAGCUCCCAUUCGUUCAAUCGAUCAGUUCCGACCGGAGCGGACAACCAGAGUAGGGGAACGACUCGUUGAGGAGGAAAAACAGGAAUUAGUUGAUUUUUUGUCUCAAAACGCAGAUGUGUUCGCAUGGAGUCACCUAGACAUGCCAGGGAUCGAUCUUUCGGUAUCCUGUCACUCAUUGAACGUUAACCCUAAUGCAAAACCUGUAAAUCAGAAGCAGCGACAGUUUGCCCCCGAGCGCAACCGAAUUAUUGCCGAGGAGGUUGACAAGCUGCUUGGUGCGGGGUUUGUAAGAGAAAUGUACUACCCCGACUGGCUAUCGAAUGUGGUCGUUGUGCAAAAGAAAAAUGGGAAAUGGACGUAUUGUUACAAAGUUAUGCCGUUCGAACUGAAGAACGCCGGGGCAACUUACCAAAGACUUAUUAGCAAGAUUUUUAAGGAACAAAUAGGGAAGACAGUUGAGGCUUACAUUGAUGAUAUGGUGGUUAAAAGUAAGAAGAAAACUAAUCAUGUACAGCAUCUUCGAGACGUGUUUGAUGUGUUGCGGCGAUAUGGAAUGAAGCUCAAUCCGACCAAGUGCUCGUUCGGUGUAAGUUCAGGCCAAUUCCUAGGGCACGUGGUUAAUCUCAGAGGCAUCGAGGCAAGCCCUGCCCAAGCAGAUGCUCUGACUAAGAAUGCCGAGCCGACGACAAUCAAAGAAGUGCAAACACUUACGGGACGGAUUGCUGCACUGAGCCGUUUCAUUUCCAAAUUGCAGGUUUGUGGAGAUGAACAACGCCUAGCGUUAACUGCUCUGAAAAAAUAUAUGCAGAACCUUUCGGUACUGUCAGCUCCAGAAUCAGGCGAAAAACUGUUUUUGCAUCUCGGAGUAUCCAGUAUCGCGACAAGUGGCGUUCUGAUCCGCUACGCAGAAGGGAAGCAAUAUCCAGUGUUCUAUGUUAGCAAGACAAUGACUGAGGCUGAAAGACGUUAUUCAAAGGCAUAG
Molecule: messenger RNA, 1662 nt
Organism: Cornus florida
Lineage: Eukaryota; Viridiplantae; Streptophyta; Magnoliopsida; Cornales; Cornaceae
Exons: 4
Coding region: 1-1662 (553 amino acids)
Source: RefSeq, a predicted model, not a curated record